GAGAAACUGGCGAGGUACAGACAGCAAAGCCCGCGGUAGUCCCAGAGCAGUCAAGCGGAACCAAGAGUCUGCACUCGGAGUUCCUGCCGGAGUCUGAAACACGGCGAACCAGGCCCUGCGCGCAUGCUCGCUUCAUGCUGCGGCCCGCACCCGGUACUGGAACGGCCUGCAGCGGCUUCGACCCAGCUUCGGGUACCCCAGGGCUUCAGAGGUUGUCGAACGGUGCCGGCCCUGAGUCUCGCUGUUUUCUCGUCUUCCCAGCGACUCAGAGGCAGAGCGACGUUGGCCGUGGUGCAAACCGACCCAGGAACCAGAUGAGCGGAGACACCUGUGUCCAAACCUGGCCAUGCUCCUAUUAUUUAGAGCUUGAAAAGCGAUGGGUCCCUGGAAGACUGUCAUUAACUUCUCUCUCACUAAAGUUUAUGACUGAUAAAACUAGAGAGACUCUUGUCAGCUUUCCCCUCUCUAGUAUAAUUGAGAUCAAGAAAGAAGCUUCUCAUUUUAUCUUCAGUUCCAUUACCAUCCUGGAGAGGGACCACAGCAAGCACUGGUUCAGUUCCUUGCAGCCUAGCCGAAAUGCUGUUUUCAGCGUCAUCGAGCAUUUCUGGAGAGAGCUGCUGUUGUGUGAGUCAGGAGCUGCCGCUGAGGCGGCCUCCUCCUCCAUGACCAAGGGGAAGGAGCUGACUUGUCUGAUGGCCUGUACCCAGAAGCGUCUGGAAGACACAGCCAGAGUCCUCCACCAUCAGGGCGAGCAACUCGACGGUAUCUCCAGAGGCCUGGACAAGAUGGAAUCUGACCUGGAUGUGGCUGACAGGUUGCUGACUGAACUGGAGUCUCCUUCUUGGUGGCCCUUUAGCUCCAAGCUUUGGAAGACACCAUCGGAGACAAAGCCCAAGUGGGACACCUCCAUGGCUGAUUCCAAAGCUUUCGGAAAAGAAGGGAUAGUGAUCCAAGUUCCUGCUGUUAUUUCCCAAAGAACAGAAUCUCAUGUUAAACCAGGAAGGCUCACCGUCCUUGUUUCUGGGUUGGAAAUCUACAACUCAGAUUCUUUGCUCAUGCACAGAUUUGAAAGAGAAGACGUGGAUGACAUCAAGGUCCACACACCUUAUGAAAUUAGCAUCCGCCAGCGGUUCAUUGGGAAGCCAGACAUAAGUUAUCGUUUGAUAUCUGCCAAGAUGCCAGAGGUUAUCCCCAUUUUGGAAGUACAGUUCAGCAAGAAGAUCGAGUUAUUAGAAGUCGCCAUGAUGCCCAGAAGCACUAGAACCUCUUCCCUAGCAGAGAAGGGCUACUCAGUCUGGCAUGCAGCAUCUGGACUGAUGGACCAAGCCACGCACUGUGAAUCCUCCUCAGGGAGCCAGGAAGGGAGGCCACUUCAGCUGCAGACAAGUGAGCCAGUAAUUUCUGAGGAAGACACCCAGGAACUGGGACAGAUCCUGAGGAAGCUCAAAAGUCUUGCGUUAGACACCGAAACAGAGCUGGAGAGACAGGAUGAGGCCUUGGAUGGCAUCACUGAAGCUGUGGACCGGACGACCUUAACCAUCGACAAGCACAACCGACGAAUGAAGAAACUGACUUAGAAGAACAGGCAAGCAUAGGGCUGACCGCUGCUGAUGAGAAUCACUUCAGAGCACGUUGUUCUCAGAUCCUGCACGCUUCCUUUGGGAUGAAGACCCGGGAAGCCAUCCCAGGUGCCUGUCCCGGGAGGGGCACGGCCACCUCAGGAUGCAGGGCUGCCGAGAAAGUGGCUCGGGGCGACCGCAGCCGCCACCAGGGACUCCCUUGUAGAGAGCUGGACGUGCAGGGCAGGAGUUCUGCCUACACGUACAGUGAGCUCCUGCCUGCAGGGCCCACCCAGGCUGCCCGGGGAGUCAGGGGCACCCACACAUUCAAACACAGGCUGAGCCCUGUGAGGUGGCCACGGCAGCACGGCGUCUUCAUUCUGAGGGUGAGCUGGACCCAGGCCUCGGGGACCACUUUGCCUGGCCACAGUCCCAGGUCUCCAGGGCACAACUAGCUGUAUUUGCAUCCUGUCUCCUCUUGAUAACCAUAAAAAGGACGAUUUACGUCUCUAUGAAAGAAUCUGCUUAUUUCUAACCCUCUGCCUGUUUGAACACUGCAGGCGUAUCCUUUGUCAGGAAAAUCUCUUCUCCAGAACUACAUUCGGUCCUGAGCCUGCCUCUCCUGCAUGGCCUGCUCAGCACAGACCUCAUUGCCUUCACGUUGUUCCGUUUUUCUCUGAUGGACAGGUCAGUUUCUCUUUGGUUAUACUGUAAGUUCUAAUAAAAGCUAAGAGUACACCUGGUACACCCUGA
Molecule: messenger RNA, 2312 nt
Organism: Bubalus bubalis (water buffalo)
Lineage: Eukaryota; Metazoa; Chordata; Mammalia; Artiodactyla; Bovidae
Gene: SNAP47
Product: synaptosome associated protein 47
Exons: 5
Coding region: 135-1577 (480 amino acids)
Biological process (GO): synaptic vesicle fusion to presynaptic active zone membrane; synaptic vesicle priming; exocytosis
Cellular component (GO): SNARE complex; plasma membrane
Molecular function (GO): syntaxin binding; SNAP receptor activity
Source: RefSeq, a predicted model, not a curated record